AUGAGCCAUUCCCCGUCCGACCAGCAAGAAGCAGGGGAGCAUAUCGCUGAAUCUGCUGCGGACAGCACUUCUAACCAUGGCAGUGGCCCGGUUCAAGGUCAUCACUAUCCAGCUGUCAGCGCCUUCGACAAUGCGCACGUUCACCUCGGCGAUCGACAUUCUCAUUACUACGCUGCCACGAACAGUCAUCAGGCUAAUGGUACCGCUAGCAGCAUCGCCGAUAAACUCUUCUUUCCAGAAAUAUUUCAACGCUAUGAGACUAUUGAAGAACGCUACGGCGAUACCUUGGAUUGGAUAUUUGACCCUCCUGAGGACGAGCAGCCACCGUGCGACUCCUUCGUAGAUUGGCUGCGAGGUGGGGACUCAAUUUAUUGGGUUUCUGGCAAACCUGGGUCUGGGAAGUCCACCUUGAUGAAGUAUCUUGUUGACAAGGUUCAGAAUGGUAACUUCUUUGGCAACGAUCCACCUGUUGUGCUAUGUUGCUGGUUCUGGGAAGCUGGUCAACCAGUUCAGCAUAAUGUCUCAGGCUGCUUAAGGUCAAUUUUGUGGCAGUUGUUGCAAGAUCCAGUUUGUCAGCCAGUCGUCUCGAAGGCACUGUCUAGCCUUGAUAUUGACAAGCAUGAAUUGACGGAGCCUCGGUUACGUGCUGCUCUCAGAAGCGCCCUUUACGCUGUACAGAAUAUGUCCACAACGAUUGUCAUGUUCCUGGAUGGCUUGGACGAAUGCGGGUUGGAAGGAGGAAAUCUCCUGAAAAUCGCUCGGGCCCUCAAUGAGGAAUUCACUUGUCUCAAGAUCUGUAUCUCUAGUCGACCGGAGCAAGUUUACAAGGAUGCCUUCUUGAGUAAUCCCAAACUGUUGUUGCAAGAUUUGAACAAGGGUGAUAUCGAUGAAUACAUCACCCAGGAGUUUCUGUCUGACCCAACGGUCGAAAAAUUGCUACAAGGUAAACAUGUGAACACUCUUGACGACUUGAGAUGGUCUUUGCAGGACAAGGCUGAAGGCGUCUUUCUCUGGGUUCGACUUGCUGUCAACAGCCUCCUCCGCGGCAUCAGUCACCGGGACUCACUCGAAACAUUACAAGAACGCCUUAGAGAUCUCCCUAGCGAUCUGGACAAUCUGUACACAGUCAUGCUUGCUCGCGCAGGAAGUGACACGAAGUACUAUGAGUCUCAAGCUGCACUGUAUUUCGAGCUUAUCAUUCAUAAAGAGAUGACACUAGACCAGUUCGCUGUGGCGAUCAACGAGAGCUUUAGGGAACGUUGCUUCGACGGUCAGCUGGAUUGGGAUGACAGCGUCCUACGAGAAGAGCUUGGUGGAGAAGACCUAGCUGCUUGGAUCAAUGUUCGCACCAGUGGUCUGCUGGAAGUAAAAGACAACCACGUUCCUGCAUUCGUGGUGACAUCCAAGCCGAAAGACUUCUUGCACAUGCUCCAACAGAGAAGGAUACUGUUCGAGGGAGGGAGAUACUUUCGGCAUGCACUACAAGUAAUGAGAUGA
Lithohypha guttulata is the source of this 1497-nucleotide messenger RNA. RefSeq lists its product as uncharacterized. The transcript has 2 exons. The coding region runs from base 1 to 1497 and encodes 498 amino acids. The record is from RefSeq and is a predicted model, not a curated record. NCBI's taxonomy places the organism in Eukaryota, Fungi, Ascomycota, Eurotiomycetes, Chaetothyriales, Trichomeriaceae.